AUGAAUUCGCUAAUACUAAUUUUAUUGCUUGCCAGUUCGACUGCCUGGGCACGUCCGAAAGUUAUCAAUUCAGGAGGUGAAAAUUUGCAAUCAAAAGUUGUGAAUAGAACAAAGCUUCAUGAUUUUUCAGCAUGCAAUCAUUCCACUUGCAUGAAAAGUCAAAAAGUUUUCCUAACGAAGAAGCAAUCGCCACUUCAAAUAAUAAAUGUCGCUGUAGAUCCACCACUAAAUAUUUUUAUUAGAAAUAGUGAUGGAGAUGCGUGUUUAACAGAUGAUCAUUGCUUCGCAGAAUUGGUGUGUUCAAAAUUAAAUGAAUCAAAAGAUGGCAUAUGCAUCACUCCACUGACAAAAAACGACACCAAAAAUGACACUGAUGGAAUUGAAAAACCAGAGAUCAAUUUUCCAGCUGAUAAUGAAAUGAAUUUAACUGAUAUUUCAACGGAGAUUCUACCGAAAAGUAUUUUGGCACAUAAGAAUGAGGAUGAUAUUAAGAACGAAAUAACAACCGAGUUUCUUUCUAAUUUUACGACAGAUAUUGGAAAAAUUAUAGUAUCGGAAGAAAACAGCACGACUGAUCUUCCAUCCUCUACAAGCGAAACAAAUAUCUUUGACGGAAUAGCAACCGAUACUUCGACCAGAAUAAUAGCGGAAAUCUCUUCUACGACAGAAAUCACCAUUCUUUCAUCUCUUGCCACAAAAAUUGUCUCUGAGGGCACAUUAUUAACAAUUCCUAUGAUAAAAAAUGAAACGGAGGACAAUACAUCAUCGACGAUGUCUUCUUCAUUUUCCACGACAGAAAUUACCACUGAAGACUUAUUAUCAACGUUUCCUUCAUUUCCCGUGAUAGAAAUUACCUCUGAAGACAAUACAACACAGAGGUUUCCGACAUUUCCCAUAAUAGAAAGUACCACUAAUGAUACAUCAUCAAUGUUUUCUUCAUUAUCCGUAACAGAAGUCAUCAAUAAUGAUACAAUGCCUACAGUGCCUCCACCAUCAAAUAUGACAGAAAUUACCUCUCAAGACGGAUUAUCGACUUUAUCCUCUGCGUCAGAAAAUGCUACCAAAGACGAAAUAACGGAAUUUUUUUCUCUCGUAACUACAAACGAAUCUGUGUUCACCGUUAUAGUUAAAAAUGACAGCAAUAUAAAUGAAACCAAAAAAGAAGUCUCUACAAUUUUUUCGACCAAUAUCCCUGAGUUAAGUACAACGAGUGACUCACCCAAAGAAAUUAUUUCUGAGAUCGAAAGCAGUUCAAAGAACCAUUCGAAGAUUGUCAACAUGGAAAGCUCGUAUCCAUCAGAUUCUUCAAAUGAUUCAUCAAUAACUGAUUUACAACACACAGUGGACGACUCAAGUGAUUUAACGUCAGAAACAGAAUAUUGGUGUGACAGUAGCUGGAAAUUUUUCCGAGGUCGAUGUUACACUCAACAUCCAUUUUGGAUUGGCCUUUCGAAUGAUGGUAACGAAUGGAAAUGGCCAGAUGGUACAAAAUUAAGAUAUCAAUUAUGGGGUGAUAAUGAACCGAACACAAUACAUUCGUGUGUAAUUGCGGGAACCGAAAUGAAUGGAAGAUAUUGGCAUACAAAUGACUGUAAUAAUGCUAGCCUUCACAGUGCUAGCAUUAUUGGCUAUAGUUCUAUGAUCAAAAUUGAACUAUGCUUUUAUGUUUUAUUUUUUUUACUGAUCAAUAAGCCAGCUUUGAUGACUAGAAAUUUCGCGGAACUAGAAGGCCAAUUAUAUCAGGAUCUUUUGUAUGAUUAUAAUAAAAUUCCGCGUCCAAUUAAAAAUAGCACUGAUGUUCUUACAGUAAAUCUUGGCGCAUCAUUAAUUCGAAUCAUUGAUGUGCAGUGGAAUGAUUCCAAAUUAAUUUGGAAUCCAUCGAAAUAUGGUGGCAUCACAAUGUUGUAUAUCCCCAGCGAUCGAAUUUGGAUUCCUGAUCUUCUAUUAUAUAACAAUGCAGCAGGUGAUCCGGAUGUAACGAUUUUUACGGAUGCUCUUGUCGCUUAUGAUGGACGUGUUCUGUGGCAGCCACCGGCUAUUUAUAAAUCAUUUUGUCCGAUCGAUGUAACUUGGUUUCCAUAUGACUCACAGCAAUGCGAGAUGAAAUUUGGUACUUGGUCUUAUACUGGUUAUUAUGUCGAUUUAAAACAACUUCCACAAGAUCAAGUAAUAAGUGGAAUAGACAAAUAUGGUCAAAAUGUUGAAACAAUGAAAAUAGGCAUGGAUCUCAGUUUCUUCUAUCAGUAA
Messenger RNA from Acanthocheilonema viteae, 2247 nucleotides. Lineage: Eukaryota; Metazoa; Nematoda; Chromadorea; Rhabditida; Onchocercidae. The record is from the annotation of a GenBank genome assembly.